Messenger RNA from Megalobrama amblycephala (Wuchang bream), 1138 nucleotides. Its product is annotated as C1q-related factor-like. Gene Ontology annotation, molecular function: protein binding. The coding region runs from base 291 to 1121 and encodes 276 amino acids. The record is from RefSeq and is a predicted model, not a curated record. The transcript has 2 exons. Lineage: Eukaryota; Metazoa; Chordata; Actinopteri; Cypriniformes; Xenocyprididae.
CGCCCAAACACUUCUCUCCACUCACCUGCUGAAACAGUGAAUGCUCUCUCUCUCUCUCUAUCUCUCUCUCUCUUUCAAGCAGGAAAGACAUACACACACUCAUCUGAGAUCCUUGGUGGUUCUCAUUUCCCUUCUCAUCUCCGUGAGCACCUGACAUUGAGGGAGCUUGUUCCCUCUCACUUCCAGAGGUCAAUAUUCCGGCUUGUGGUGAGAGCUCCGCGCUGGCGGCCCAGCCCCUUUCCCGCUUCAGCCUGGGACGGAAGACCCUGCUGGGGGCUGGCGUGGCCGUCAUGCUGCUCUUGGUACUGGUGGUCCUCAUUCCUGUUUUGGUUCACGUGGCAGGCAGCAGCGAAAACGGAGGUCAGUACGAGAUGCUGGGCACUUGCCGAAUGGUCUGCGAUCCGUUCUUGGAAAAAACUGGCACUACGGCUGGUAUCGGUACGGGAACAGCUAUCACUAAUACGCAACUGGAAGCCGAGGCACUGACUGAUCAUAGCAUGGGACCUCCGUUGCCGACCUAUGCCCACGGACCACAGGGCAAACCCGGCCGGCAAGGGAAACCAGGGCUACCGGGACCUCCAGGACCCCCGGGACCACCUGGAGAGCCUGGUCCUCCAGGACCAAUGGGGCCACCGGGAAAUAAAAACCACACAGAGCGACCAGAGAUCUUCGCUCUGGGUGGAAGAACAGCUACCGGAAUGGGCACAGCGGUUUAUACCAUGGGACCCCGCGUGGCCUUCUACGCAGGUCUGCGAAACCCGCAGGAGGGCUAUGAGGUUCUGAGGUUUGACGACGUAGUUACAAACAUUGGGAAUAACUACGAUGGAUCGACUGGGAAAUUUGUGUGCAAGGUUCCAGGAACGUACUUCUUCACAUACAACGUCCUCAUGAGAGGAGGGGAUGGAACCAGUAUGUGGGCAGAUCUUCUGAAAAAUGGACAGGUGAGAGCCAGUGCCAUCGCCCAGGAUCAGGAUCAGAGUUAUGACUACGCUUCAAACACGGUCAUCCUACACCUGGACCCUGGGGACGAGAUCUUCAUCAAGCUGGACGGUGGGAAGGCACACGGCGGAAACAGCAACAAGUACAGCACUUUCGCUGGCUUCAUUCUGUACAGUGAUUAGAGGUCAAGAGGUCACUG